AUGGAGAAGUCCAAAAACUUUCGCAUUGACGCGCUGUUAGCAGUCGAUACACCCAAAGUGCAGACCUCUCCUCUCGCGCUGGUCACUUCCCUGUCCUCCUCCUCUUCCUCCAUCCCAUCGUCUGGAAGCGUGGCGGCCGCGGAGCUGAGCACCAGCGCCGAGUCUUUACGCACGGAGACUCCCUCUCCUCCGAGGAUUUCCACGUGCGGUUUGAUUCCUAAACCGGGUUUCCUCAGCAGUCCGCACAGCAUGGUUGGAUUACACCCGCAGAGCACCGCAGGCAUCCCGGCACAGGCUCUCUACGGACAUCCCAUGUACACUUACUCUGCAGCAGCGCUAACAGGCCAACACCCUGCCUUGUCCUACUCGUAUCCGCACGGCUCCCAUCACCACCACAGCAGCGAUCCCAUCAAACUGACAGCCAGCACCUUCCAGCUGGACCACUGGCUGCGGGUCUCCACGGCCGGCAUGAUGCUGCCAAAAAUGUCAGACUUUAACACUCAAGCUCAGUCCAAUUUGCUUGGCAAGUGUAGAAGACCAAGAACUGCAUUUACGAGUCAGCAGCUGCUGGAGCUGGAGCAUCAGUUCAAGCUGAAUAAGUACUUGUCACGACCCAAGCGCUUUGAAGUGGCCACAUCCCUCAUGCUCACAGAAACUCAGGUUAAAAUCUGGUUCCAGAACAGACGUAUGAAGUGGAAGAGGAGUAAGAAGGCCAAAGAGCAAGCGGCCCAAGAGGCCGAGAAGAAAGGCACCAAGACCAGCCAGGAGAAAUCAGACGGACUCGAACAGUCGGACUAUAACAGCAAGACAGACUCCAAAAAUGGUAGAAUAAGAGACUUCAGAGACAGUGACGACGACGAGGGAGAUAAUUUCCUGUACAACUCUUCAGACUGCUCCUCGGACGACGAGAGGAACCACGCCAGUGACAUCAGUCCGCAGCCGUGA
Messenger RNA from Cheilinus undulatus (humphead wrasse), 945 nucleotides. RefSeq names its product motor neuron and pancreas homeobox 1 (gene mnx1). NCBI's taxonomy places the organism in Eukaryota, Metazoa, Chordata, Actinopteri, Labriformes, Labridae. Gene Ontology annotation, molecular function: sequence-specific double-stranded DNA binding; DNA-binding transcription factor activity, RNA polymerase II-specific. Gene Ontology annotation, biological process: endocrine pancreas development; central nervous system development; regulation of DNA-templated transcription. Gene Ontology annotation, cellular component: nucleus. The transcript has 3 exons. The coding region runs from base 1 to 945 and encodes 314 amino acids. The record is from RefSeq and is a predicted model, not a curated record.